Messenger RNA from Myotis lucifugus (little brown bat), 1565 nucleotides. RefSeq names its product RAB3A interacting protein like 1 (gene RAB3IL1). The transcript is spliced from 6 exons. Gene Ontology annotation, biological process: exocytosis. The record is from RefSeq and is a predicted model, not a curated record. Gene Ontology annotation, cellular component: Golgi to plasma membrane transport vesicle. Gene Ontology annotation, molecular function: guanyl-nucleotide exchange factor activity. The coding region runs from base 7 to 708 and encodes 233 amino acids. NCBI's taxonomy places the organism in Eukaryota, Metazoa, Chordata, Mammalia, Chiroptera, Vespertilionidae.
AUCGACAUGCUGCAGGCGGAGGUGACCGCCUUGAAGACACUGGUCAUCACGUCCACGCCCGCCUCUCCCAACCGCGAGCUGCACCCUCAGCUGCUGAGCCCUACCAAGGCCGGGCCCCGCAAGGGCCACUUGCGCCAUAAGAGCACCAGCAGCGCCCUCUGCCCCAUCGCGUGCCCUGCUGCAGGCCACAUCCUCACCCCGGACAAGGAAGGCAAAGAGGUAGACACCACCCUGUUUGCAGAGUUCCGGGCCUGGAGGGAGUCGCCCACCUUGGACAAGAACAGCCCCUUCCUGGGGAGGGUGUACCGCGAGGACGUGGGGCCCUGCCUGGACUUCACGGUGCAGGAGCUCUCGGCACUGGUGCGGGCUGCCGUGGAGGACAACACGCUCACCAUCGAGCCCGUGGCUUCGCACACCCCGCCCACAGUGAAGGCGCCCGCAGCUGAAUACGGCAGCACCAACACGUGUGCCCUGAGCGGGUUGGCCCGUGCCUGUCGCCACCGAAUCCGGCUCGGGGACUCCGAGAGUCACUACUACAUCUCGCCAUCGUCCCGGGCCAGGAUCACUGCUGUGUGCAACUUCUUCACCUACAUCCGCUACAUCCAGCAAGGCCUGGUGCGGCAGGACGAGCCCAUGUUCUGGGAGAUCACCAGGCUGCGGAAGGAGAUGUCGCUGGCCAAGCUGGGCUUCUUCCCCCAGGAGGCCUAGCCUGGCCCAGGACCGACGGGCGGACAGGAGGACGGUGCGGGAGCCAGCCCGGAGCCAGAAGCUGCACAGACGGACACACGGCCAGGCGAGGAGGCGUGCUGAGCCGGUCCCACGCGCCAUCCCAGGGAGACAGGACCUCACGGGAUGACCCUUCUCCCUUCCCAGUGGCACGGCCACCACGAGGCUGGAAGGCACCGAAGACCGAGGACCGGACCCGCACUCGGGGGCUCAGCUUUCGGGAGGGGACCCCCGGGGCGGCCGGCACCCUCCGCCCCAGUUCCGGGAGCUGCUGCCUGCAGGUGCCUGCGGCUGCUGGGCAGCCUGGUCUCCUGGUAUCGCCCACCCAGCUCCCAAGCCCUGCGCACCAGCACCCCCUUGUGGCCAUCCCUCGCCCCAUCCCAGUGCCCAUAGGGCAGUGGUGCUAGGAGGGGCCGCCAGGGACUUCCACGCCAGCUGGCACCUGCUUGAGAACUGCCUCCAAGUUCCUCCGAUGGACAAGGCCCCUCCCAUGUGACCUGCCCCUGCCCCUGCCCCUCUGAGCCCUGUGCUCCGGGAGGCACCGCCCCCACCGCCGCUGGAAGGACCGGGGCACUUUUCCCCCAAAGCAAAGCACAGCCAAGGCCUCAAGGCGCCAAGCCUGCUUUCAGCCGAGGGUGGCCCUUCAGACAGCACGGACUGAGGUCACCAAGCCCUGCCCGCAGGACAGGGGUGGGACAGGCAGGCCCCAGGCCCCCCUCACCCCUCACAGCCCAUUCAGGACCCGGCUACCACCUGGACACAUCCCUCACCACGUCCAGUUCCCGCCUCUGAAUGGAAUGCAGCGCAUCUCUAUUUAAUAAAGGAAGCCUUUGUUGGUA